CGACGCCGCACAAGGAUGUGGUAGUCUAAAUACUUCCUUUCAGCUAAAACGUUUUCGUCAGCAUCCAUUUGUGCGAUAACUUUACGAUAUCGGAGAAAAAGCGAAACUUUUAUACCGAUAAAAAGGCUCCGUGCAUGAAUUCAUCGAUCGAAAUGCAGAGCAUCUCGAUUCCAGAUUUGAGGCCCAAUAGAUGAUAACAUAAUUGACAGCAUUUUUUCAUUUAGAAGACGACGAGGAAGAUGAAUCAUCUGACGACACGGUGAAUUCGUUUCGCAAUUUCCCGCUUUUGUUACCAAAAUAAAAUCGAAUGCUUUGGAAUGAUUACAGAGCCCUCUGACAAUUUUGCGAUGUCCUGAUUAAGAAUUCAGUGCACUUCAAUCCUGCAGUCGACCACAUAUCAAUUCGUGAAACCGCUCGAGCCAUCACAAAACAUCUCAAUCGCACGAAAAACGCCAAGCCGAAUGGAUUGAACAUGGGCCGAUUUGCCCGGAAAUUGUCGGCAUAAAUCUCAACACAUUAUCCAACAUUCUUGCUAGCUGUAAUAGAGUAAAUGGAUUGCUGCUGAUUGCAGUACACACUUUGGAGUGCUUUUCAUGGGUGAUUUUGCGUUUCGAGUGUACUACAAACCUUCGUUUCGCUGCCGCUAUCCCUGUCUUCGAUCGACACACAUCCAAAUACAUUGUUCGAUUGCUGAGCGUUCUGCUAACCGACUGGCGUGAUAAUGGCUCUUCGUUAGUUUUGAUGGAGGAAACACAAUGACCGGACGAAAUCCUGGUGCCGUCAAUCGAUUGGAAAAAGCUGCAGCAAAUAAAUCCUCCUGGUCUGUUGUCUUCCUCACCAAGUUGACCUUGUCAUUAAAUUGAUCACAAAAGAACUGAAUGAUAAACAUUUUUGAAAGUAGUGAAAGCUUUCUUGGUGCAUCUUCAAGUGCAGGUAAAUUUGAUCGUCGAGAUAAAGAGUUAGUCUCCAAAAGAUACCAAUUGAUGGCUUGCGUGCUUCAGUGGAUGCUGGACAAACAAACGUCACUGAUAACAUAUAUGAAGUCUAAACAUCCUGUUCAAGUGCCUUCCGCAGUGUGCCCGUUGCGCAAAGAAUGUAAUAUUGUCAUGAUCACACUGCAAUCUCAGGAGAAAAGAGCUGUACAGACUCUAGCUGAGGAAUCGAAUACGUAUUGAUAACUUACUCUCAAGGUUUUGGGUUCGCAAUCUAUUCCAGACACUGUCAUUACAGGACCAGGAUUACGUGAUACCAAUUUGCAAUGAAGCUUAGUCUUGCUGUUGUUCAAGCUGAGCAAAAUAAUUAUGAUGGUGCUGCAGAUAAUCUAUCUCCUCCUGUGUUGCCUACACGAUGUAAACAGGGAAAUUCAAUUCCCACGUUCUGGAUACUUAUCGUGCUCAGAUGACAAUAAUUUGAAGUGGAUAUUCAGUCAAUCAGGUUGAAAAUGAUCACAGAAGUUAGGACGAUGUGUACCAGACAAAAGAUUUUUGUGUCCAGAAAGCAAUCCUGUAACUCAACCAUACGACGAUGUUUAAUUAUGCUUGGGGUGAUAUGAAGGGACAGGUUAAGGUGCUUGGAUAUUUUGCGGGCGGAUUGGCUACACCCUUCGCUAACUCUACCUUGAUCAAGUCAGAUUUCUCAGUUUGAAAUAGAAAGACUCCAAUCGGACAGCAAGCAGCCUCUCCCUCGUCGGCAUUUUUCAAGCCAAACAAUACGAUGUCCUCUGAAAAAUCUAUUACCUUCUAAAAGAUGCCAUAUUGUGCCAUGUGCCAGAUCCCAAUAUCAGCUUGAUUAUGGGAGUUAUGGCAAAAAUCACAUCUUCUUAUGCCUGCUUUUCAGGCCUUACAUUCUCGCUCAUUCUGUGUGGCAGUGGAUUAGUAAUUUUAUAUGAAUUGGAAUUAAUCGUAGGGACGACAAAUACAGUUUCUCUUUGCUCAAAAAGAUGUUCAAUCUGAAAAUUCAUACAACGGCAUGUGAGCUGAAGUAGCAAGUUAAACACACAAACCAAGCGGAGGAUAAGACUAAAGUGAAGCACACCGCUUAUGUUACUCGAUUCUGAGUUUACGAUUGACGCAUAAGUGCAUUUAACAAUAAAGGGCGAGACCAGCUAAAUUGGUUAGUAGAGCGAGGUGGGUUGCUAGUGAUACGAUUGAAUUUUUAUAUGCUUUUAACGAUCGCAUUGCCGGCGCCACUUGGCUAGCGACUGACGAAAAAUACGAUCUCGUCAAGAGUCU
Molecule: messenger RNA, 2231 nt
Organism: Plasmopara halstedii
Lineage: Eukaryota; Oomycota; Peronosporomycetes; Peronosporales; Peronosporaceae
Exons: 1
Coding region: 879-1175 (98 amino acids)
Source: RefSeq, a predicted model, not a curated record